AUGGCUCUGUCUAUAGAUGGUGAAGUUGCUGGAGACAGAGAGCUGUCUGUAAAAGGAGAGCGUGGACAGCUGUACCACUGGAUCCUCCCCUCCUUCUUCCAGCUGCUCAAAGACCUGGCGCAGGAAGGAUGGGAGUUUGCCGUCAUUUUCCGAUCGUUUGGAACUGAUCUACCUCGUGUGCUGAGUGCUGUGUCCAGAGCACUGAAUGAAGGCGCUCAUCCUCUGUUCCCCGAUCUGCCUGAUCUCAAGUUAAAUGUGAAUAUGACUCCCGGCAAGAUCCGCUGCAGCAAGAGGGGAAUCGUCCUGAGCCGAGCUGAGGACCGCAUGUCGACUCGAGAAGGAGAGCGAGGCCUCUACGAGUACUUCAACUCAGUCCAGGGCCUGGUGGGCUUUCAGGACCACUUUGACUGGUGGGCCAGUAACACUUUCUCUAUCCGUGGGGGGAAGCCUCUAUGGGUCGACCCCUUUGACCCACACGUUCAGCACAUCUUCAUAGACGACAACAUAAGACAGGACGACGAGCAUACCAUAGUUCAUCCCAAGGUCUUCUUGGACCCAGGUGGCAAUGAGACUCGUACAGCCUGCACCUCCGAGCUCUAUGACAUCACACUGGUCCAGACCAACCUCCUCCAGGCUAUUUCUCAGCCAAACUACUUCACCCAGCGUGUCCACAUCUGCUUGGAAAACUAUGAGAGGAAUCUCCAGCAGGGGGCAGGCUAAAACACAGUUCAGCUGACUCUGUGUUUGUGAUGGCCUCCAGUUCAGGGUCCCAUUACCUGAACACUACAAUCUCAGCAUGGACAGAGGAAUGCAGGCACAGCUGUAGACUGUAGGUAGGGCUAUGAAACACAAAAGCUGAUUACUUAUUGAAGGACCGGAGUUCAUUAAACCAUAAAUGGAAGAUGUUUACACAGGAAAGAGGGUUACAGGAAUAAAUAUGCAGAUAAGGGGGGAUCACACAUAUUAUCUAAAGAUGGCAGCUAGAUAAGUAGGAUUUUAAUUAAUCUCAAAGUGUUCAAGUAUCCUGCACACUUUAUCUACUCCAGGAGAGCAGCAAAAAGGAUGUCAGCUUAUAUAAAGGGAACUUGACAAAUAGAUUGUACUGUCUGCUGUCCCAAGGUGAACCGCCGCAAAAAAAGACUUUCCGACUUGAUUAAGCACUGAAGUGGCCAAUCCAGACUCUUUGAUUGCAUCAAAGGCUCUGUGACUAAUCACACCACGGGAUAAUUGGCCUUACUCUCUGAAAUUCGUGUCAGACAGCAUAAUUGGGGUCAGAUAUGGUGAGGAACCCUUCGAGUGUUGCGUUAUUUGUCUAGUGAGUAGAAUCCGCAGGGGUUUCGCUUCAGCUCUUCACUUGUCAACCUCAGGGUGUGACACUUUCAUGUAGCUUCUACUUUAGACUGUUUAACUCUGUUGUGGGCCACUGACUGCAUUGUUUACAUCCACUCAGAACUGAAAGGAAAUACUUGAAUAUGUCCAGAUGAAUAAAACAAAUUAGAUUGCUGAGUAUGACCGGGGUAAAACCUCAAAGGAAACUAUAAACACAUUAUGAGGGCAUUGUAUCAGAGAAUGACUUCAAAUACUAUGUAAUUUGACUAUUGCUGUUAAGAAUCACAAAAAAGGUUAGAUCAAUAACUACACAUAUAAUUUCCUGAUAUGAUCAGAUAAGAGUGAUCUAUAUCAAUGGCACAUUUGUAAGAGCAGUAUCAACAAGUCCUCCAGCCCAUAUGACUACAUAAACUAUAUGUUCCUACCCAUUUACACGACUCACAGGAACGUUUCCUAAAUUAGCGUCCCUACUGGUGAGCGACAGAAUAGCUCGCAUGUUACCAUUAAAAACUGCAGGUAUAAACACGUGGUUAACGUUGUUGAACGGUUGCAGUUGCACCAGAGCUACAUGUUUAGGUUUAGGCAACAAACUCCCUGGUUAGGUUUAUUAAAUAGAUCAUGGCCUGGCUUAAAAAAAGUAUGUUUGUUACUAACAUACAUAUAAUGUUGUUAAAAUAAUCCAACGUUGACGUUUGGUUUAACAAGGGACACAAACACAGGUCUUAUAGGUGAAAGUCCUGUGUUGUUUGACACAUUCACUUCCCCUUACGCCAACCCUAAGUGGACUUUAUCACUCACAACGUCACCUGAUUUCUUCCUUUUAUCCCGUUAUAGUUAUUAAAGCGUCAAAAGGUUGCUGCCUAACAAUAAAUGUAAAUAUGGGUCAUAAUUGCUGCUUGUACGCACAACAUAUGUAGUUGUAUUUUGGGAGAGGACUGUCUCAGCAGUUUAUAUAGUAUACAAAGAGUAUAAAGUAAUAUUUGCAACAUAUCAUUAAGUUGAACAUGGGUUUGGGAUGCGUUUUUAUUAUUUGAAAGCACUCGUGUGACAUAUUGAAUAAGUUAAAUUUGUGUGGAAGCGAUGAUAUUUCUUGCCUUUAGGGGUUUUAGGGUUUAUUUAUUGUUGAACUUUUAGGAUUUUUUUUAAUUUCUAUACUUUCCUCAGGUCAAAAUUUCCAGAGACAGCUGAAUUCAAACCGUAUCAGUGAUCUUAAGAAACAUACUCACAUGCAGGCUUAUAAGAAAAGUGAAGUAAUAAUACUAGUGAAGUAUUUUUUAAAGGUGUAUAUAUAUGCAUAGCUUUACUCAAAGGAACAAUUCACCCCAAAAUCAAAAGUCCAUAUUUUUCCCCUAACUUGAAAUGCUUUUUAUCAACCUAGAUUAAAAAUGUAGAAAUGACACAGAUGGAUAAUCUUGAGUAACUGCGUUAUGAUUCCUGGAAAAAGACAUUGUAUUUAUUUUUAUUUGUUUGUAUUUAUUGCACUUCGAGCACAACAAGCCAUCUAGUUCCAUUAUAUUAGAGAGAAGGAGGGCAUGUCUAUGGCUGAUGUCGCCAACACUCAGCAGCUCACACCAAAAAUAAUCUACAUUGAUAAAUAGCACUACAGCUAAGAGGGAAAUUAUUUAUCUCUGGUUUAGGGUUGAACUGUGCCUUUGAAAAGAAGAACAGCCAAGUGAAUACAGUGAAAAGGAAAAUUCAAAGACAUGGCUGGGAUGGACAGCUUUGUUGUUGGUGAUAACAUUUCAGUAUUUGAUUACUGCUUUGGCUUAUUUUCAGUGUGCAAAACACAAAAUGCUAGACUCACAAAAUGAAAAAAAAAGGUUAUACAUCAAACAGAAGGUUUAUCAGAUCAUAGCGACAUUGUGUUUGUUAAUCUCUGAAUAAUCAUUGUUGCACUUUGAAAUUUAUAAUGAUGAUAUAAUGCUGUCAAACAUUAUAAUUCUCAUCAAAACAAUCUACAGUGGUCGUUUCCUCUUGGUUAUACAAAUAGCAAUUAGAAGAAAAAGUACAAUUUAUGAAGAAGUUAGUGUUUGAGAUGAUCAAGAGCAAACUGUCGCUUAUUAUUGAAGACUACAAACCGUGGAUAUUUCAAUUACUUGUAUUGGUUUGAUUGGCAAAAAUAGAGUAAGCUACAGUAAUGCUGUAUUUCUGAAAAACAAUGUAGCAAACCCAUGCUACAUUGACACAGCAUUUGAUGGUAAAGAAAAAAAAAAGUGAGUUUUGUGCACUGAAAUUAUUCCUAAGCACUUUUAAAAUACUUAAAUGCCGAGCAUUAAGCUCUUAGCCACAUCACAUAGUUAUCGUAAGUUCUGAUGCUGCCAUGCAUUUGAAACCACAUCUCAUCAAUAACUUGAAAAAUGUAAUUUAUUUAUUCUUCUGAUGGUAAAUAUUUCCAUUCGGUGUUAAAUAAACCGGUAUGUGUUUUGUUAAACUGUUUGGUGUUUCUGCAUAACAACAACUUCCCGCCAGCACACAACAUGGGAUGAUUGUUAGCGUAUUAGAGAUACAGUAGGAGAAGUUAGAUUGAUUUAGCGUCCUCUGCUCUGACACCAUGAAAUAUGUCAGAAUACGGUCAAUAUGGGAAAACUGUGAAGGAGCCAACACGUGGCUGUAAUACCGAUUUUCAGACACGGCUCAUGUAUAAAUCAUCGAUAGGUCAUUGAUCAAUAGGUGUGUUUGUGUGACCUGGUCAGGUCCACUGGAGAUUAAUUAAGAAUGUACAAAGGAUGGUCAGUACAUGAAUCUGUAUGCUUUGGUGUGUUGACAACAACAUAAAAAUGCUUCUUCUCCAGCCACUUUCACACAAACACGUUCAUCAGCACCCCUGCAGCUACCUGGAAUUACUUCAAGGGGAAAUAAUGAAUGAAAGCAGAGGACUAAACGAAAAGAGAAAUACUUAGAAUACUUCCUCUCUCUGUAGUUUGGCAUUGGAUUAAAAAUGCAAAACCUGGCUUGACAGAAGUGCUUAAAAUGAGGUUUUAACGGGUGAUUGUACUCUCCUGAAGCAUUUGUUUAAUUGACUGCUUCAUUAUGGCAGAGGUCAGACACAUUAAUGUCUGUCUCGGGCUAAUUGUGAUUGACGAUGGUGGCGCUGCUGGCAAUCGACUGAACCCUUGAUGAUUUACUUAAAAAGCAGACGGUACA
This is a messenger RNA of Plectropomus leopardus (leopard coralgrouper), 4473 nucleotides long. Lineage: Eukaryota; Metazoa; Chordata; Actinopteri; Perciformes; Serranidae. The record is from RefSeq and is a predicted model, not a curated record.